Molecule: messenger RNA, 681 nt
Organism: Plasmodium adleri (nom. inval.)
Lineage: Eukaryota; Apicomplexa; Aconoidasida; Haemosporida; Plasmodiidae
Product: Plasmodium exported protein (hyp9), unknown function
Exons: 2
Coding region: 1-681 (226 amino acids)
Source: RefSeq, a predicted model, not a curated record
AUGGGUUAUUUUAAUAAUAAAUUUAAUAUUUUUAUAUUAUGGAGUAAUAUUAUUUUGUAUUUCUUACUUAUAGUUACAAUUACAUUUUAUAACAAUGAUUUGUUUAAUAAGUACAAUAAUGAAAAAUCAAACAUAAUAGGGGCUUCAUCUGUUUUUGGAUAUAGCAGAUCAUUAGCUGAAUAUUAUAACAAUAAAGAUGGGUAUAAUGUAUUAAGAAUAAAUUUGGAUCAUAAAAAGCUUAAAGGUAUGUUUGAGCAUAUGCAUCCUGAAAUAAAAAUGGUAGAAGUUGAUUCAGAAAGUAUAUGCCCUGGUACAAAUGAAGUUAAUUUAAAGAUUAUUACAAAUUUAAGACCAGAUAUGAUUAAAGUAAAUGCAACAAGUGAAAAUAUAUCAUUAGGAGAAUGGAAUAACAUUAUGCAAUAUUAUGGUCAACCACCAUCUAAGGGAGUAUCUAAAUUAGAUUCGGACGUAAAAGACAACCUAGAAAAGAAAAUGAAAAAAAAGAAAAGAAAAAGACCUUUGAUAAGAUAUAUUUCAGAAAUUGUAGGUUAUGGUAUUAUUAUAAUUCCUGGUUUUCCUGUUCUUGUUGGUGUUGUAGGUUUUGGAUUCUGCAUAUUAAUAUUCAAGGGUAUUAAACCUGCUAAAAAAUAUUUUAGUACAAUUAAGAAAUGGCUUUUUUAA